Molecule: messenger RNA, 442 nt
Organism: Aspergillus caelatus
Lineage: Eukaryota; Fungi; Ascomycota; Eurotiomycetes; Eurotiales; Aspergillaceae
Exons: 1
Coding region: 190-402 (70 amino acids)
Source: RefSeq, a predicted model, not a curated record
CGAACUUCGAACAGUGUCUGUGUAUGAACGCACCACAGAAAGCAUUGAAAGGAAUUAAGAUAGGACCCUUCUAUUACGCCCCUAGAUUGCUCUUGGUUGGCUUUGUGACGAUCAAUACGCAGAAGCAGAUCUUCAGGAGCGUCAUCGCCCUCUGGGCAGUUGAAACCAGCAGAGAUUCAGUUUUACCUAAUGGGGUUUGCUGAUGUGAUUCUGCAUUGCAUGGUGCUAAUCAUAGUAUAUGCAGUUAUAGCGACCAGAGAUCAAAUUGUCCACCACCCACAGAGAAGUUGCUUGUUCAUACCCCGCCGGAUAUCGUGGAGUCCUCCGAAUCGUGGGAUUUCAACGGAAGAAUCAACAUGGAGAAGGUGCUUUCUGUCUUUUCAUCUGGAGUUUGGGGUAUAAAAAGGGGUUCGAAUCCCGCUUUUUUUUUUGGAAUCUCGAG